GGAUGCAGAAGGAAAUGAAGAUGAUCAAAGAUGAGGAUGUGCAUUUCAACUUGGGUAUGAAGAGUACCCCCUCCUUUCCCCACUGCCCGCAGCCCGUGGCUUCCCGAGGGAAAGCUCCCCAAAGGCACCCCUUCCCAGAGGCUCUCCGGGGGCCUUUCUCCCAGUUUCGGUAUGAACCUCCUCCAGGAGACCUAGACGGAUUCCCUGGGGUCUUUGAAGGAGGUGGGUCUCGGAAACGGAAGAGCAUGCCCACAAAGAUGCCCUAUAGCCACGCUGCAGAAGAAGCCGCUCUUGCCCUCCACCCCGAGGAGAACAAAACCCACGGCCCUUCGAGCCUGCCUUUGCUGUUCCCGCAGCCCCCGCGCCCCAAGUAUGACUCUCAGAUGAUCGACCUGUGCAACGUGGGCUUCCAGUUCUACCGCACCCUGGAGCACUUGGGGGCCAAACCCGUCAAGCAGGAGCCCAUUAAGCCCAGCGCCGUGUGGCCCCAGCCGACACCCCCUCCAUUCCUGCCCACGCCCUACCCGUACUACCCCAAGGUGCACCCGGGCCUCGUGUUCCCCUUCUUCAUGCCCUCGGCCUCGCCCUUCCCCUUCGGCCGGCACACCUUCCUGCCCAAGCAGCCCCCCGAGCCUCUGCUGCCCUGGAAAGCCGAGCCCCAGGACAGUGAGGAGACCAAGCAGAAAGUGGAGAGGGUGGACGUGAACGUGCAGAUCGACGACAGCUACUACGUGGAUGUGGGCGGGGCGCAGAAGCGCUGGCAAUGCCCCACCUGCGACAAGUCCUACACCUCCAAGUACAACCUGGUGACGCACAUCCUGGGCCACAGCGGGAUCAAGCCGCACGCGUGCGCCCGCUGCGGCAAGCUCUUCAAGCAGCUCAGCCACCUGCACACGCACAUGCUGACCCACCAGGGCACGCGGCCCCACAAGUGCCAGGUGUGCCACAAGGCCUUCACCCAGACCAGCCACCUGAAGCGCCACAUGAUGCAGCACAGCGAGGUGAAGCCGCACAACUGCCGCGUGUGUGGCCGGGGCUUCGCCUACCCCAGCGAGCUCAAGGCGCACGAGGCCAAGCACGCCAGCGGCCGGGAGAACAUCUGCGUGGAGUGCGGCCUCGACUUCCCCACGCUGGCCCAGCUGAAGAGGCACCUCACCACGCACCGGGGCCCCAUCCAGUACAACUGCUCCGAGUGCGACAAGACCUUCCAGUACCCGAGCCAGCUGCAGAACCACAUGAUGAAGCACAGGGACAUCCGGCCCUACAUCUGCUCCGAGUGCGGCAUGGAGUUCGUGCAGCCGCACCACCUCAAGCAGCACUCGCUCACGCACAAGGGCGUGAAGGAGCACAAAUGUGGGAUUUGCGGGCGGGAGUUCACCCUGCUGGCCAACAUGAAGAGACAUGUGCUGAUCCACACAAACAUCCGCGCCUACCAGUGUCACCUCUGCUACAAGAGCUUCGUGCAGAAGCAGACCCUCAAGGCGCACAUGAUCGUCCACUCUGAUGUGAAGCCUUUCAAAUGCAAGCUGUGUGGGAAGGAAUUCAACCGGAUGCACAACCUGAUGGGACACAUGCACCUGCACUCAGACAGCAAGCCCUUCAAGUGCCUCUACUGCCCGAGCAAAUUCACCCUGAAGGGGAACCUGACGCGCCACAUGAAAGUCAAGCACGGGGUCAUGGAGCGGGGCCUUCACUCUCAAGCCUCCCAUGUCCACACCCUUACUGGGAAUUAUUAUUACUUAUACUUCAAGCACAGAGAUGACAGUUUGAAAGAAUUACUGGAGAGGAAAAUGGAAAAACAGGCAGUGCUUUUAGGUAUCUAA
Molecule: messenger RNA, 1823 nt
Organism: Galeopterus variegatus (Sunda flying lemur)
Lineage: Eukaryota; Metazoa; Chordata; Mammalia; Dermoptera; Cynocephalidae
Gene: ZNF366
Product: zinc finger protein 366
Exons: 4
Coding region: 3-1823 (606 amino acids)
Cellular component (GO): nucleus
Source: RefSeq, a predicted model, not a curated record